Messenger RNA from Rhipicephalus sanguineus (brown dog tick), 945 nucleotides. RefSeq lists its product as uncharacterized. The transcript has 4 exons. The record is from RefSeq and is a predicted model, not a curated record. Lineage: Eukaryota; Metazoa; Arthropoda; Arachnida; Ixodida; Ixodidae. Bases 1 to 945 code for a protein of 314 amino acids.
AUGCACCGGGCCAACCAGAGUGUGGUGCUUGACGCACAGGUGGUGGGGACACGGGCCGCUUUGUCAGAAGCGUACCAUGUGAAGAGGAACAAAUACCUCAUCCCCGACCUCUUGAAGCAAGUCAACCAGAACUCCUCUGCUGUAGUGGCAGCAGUGACGCUGUCGUACCACGGAACCUGGGCAAGAGACUCCAGCUAUCCAUUAGAAGCGUGCCUCCUGACACCAGUGCCCGGACGACCAGCUCCUGGCACCCCUGAGAACCACUACAACAAGGCCCACACCGCCAUGCGCACUGUUGUGGAGAGGUGCAUCGGGGUCCUAAAGAGCAGGUUCCAAAGCUUACAGCGUUAUCAGACCCUGCUCUACAAUCCCGAUCGAGCAGCCACCAUCAUUGCUGCUUGUGCAGCUCUGCACGAUAUUGCGUUGGCGGCACAUGAGCCUGUUCUCGAAGGGCACGAUGACGACACCGACGAUGUUGAGCUGCUGCCAGCAGCAGCUGACCUACCACCACCACCACAACGGGAGCCAGCAGCAGCGCAACCACGCAAUGAACCUGCUUCGAGGACCACAGGGCCUGCAUGCCGAGCACCUGCGCAGAGUACGCCGCCGCCUGCAACGACCUCGGCAGCAUUGUGUGGUGGCUUCCGCUGCAAUGAGGGCCCGGGCGAGGGUACCAACGCCUUGCAGUUCGUGGACCACGUCACCGAGAACUUGAACCUGGCGCAGCUUUCUAAUGAUGCCUGGCCCUGCCGCCUGGUGUUUGCGGCUAGUAACUCCAGCGCCUUGGCCUGCCGGUUGCCCACAUCUCGCAGCUGCGGCAUGAGCUGGAAACCAAGAAAUGUGUUGCCAUUAUCAUCUAUAAAUUUCCUGGACUCUUCGCUCGAAGCUUAUGUUACCACUUUGGCUGUGAACGGCACAAUGUGCCAUUCAAAGCCAAAGUCGUAA